Molecule: messenger RNA, 249 nt
Organism: Bipolaris victoriae FI3
Lineage: Eukaryota; Fungi; Ascomycota; Dothideomycetes; Pleosporales; Pleosporaceae
Exons: 1
Source: RefSeq, a predicted model, not a curated record
AAACUCUGGCAUUUGACAUGUGAGGAUAGAAAGGGAAAAGACGUAGGAGUUGGCUUGGCACAAGUAUACAAACCUCCUUCAGCCAGUCAAACCAUCGUCCUUGCAUAUCGUCCCCAUCGGCACGUUGACUCAAGCUCUCACAGAAAUUUAGAUCUCUCCCUAUACGUUAAUUCGUUCCGAAUUCCCUACUUACAAGGCCGAGGGUUUGUCGAUGCCCUGACAAGUCUACUAUCCUACGUGGCCAUCUAG